Messenger RNA from Stomoxys calcitrans (stable fly), 5174 nucleotides. RefSeq lists its product as uncharacterized. NCBI's taxonomy places the organism in Eukaryota, Metazoa, Arthropoda, Insecta, Diptera, Muscidae. Gene Ontology annotation, molecular function: zinc ion binding; nucleic acid binding. The record is from RefSeq and is a predicted model, not a curated record. Bases 100 to 5091 code for a protein of 1663 amino acids. The transcript is spliced from 7 exons.
CGUUGUCAAUUUCGCCAUAGACUGUCAAAAAUGAAAGAAAAAAAUAAAAUUGUGGAUUGAAUUAAAAUUGCGGACUGAGCUAAAUGUAAAGGCAUUCACAUGGAUGAGGUCGAUAUUGAUAACUCGGAAGACCUGAAUGAAUUGGAGUCCCGUUUGUAUGCACAAGUACAUCAUGAGCACCAUGAGGUAUCUGAAGUCAAUGCGGGUUUGGAAAGCACAACAUCCCUAUCUCAUGUCCAAACUGGAGUGCGAGCCGAAGUUGAGAGCCAAAAUGAUGUCAAGGGAACAAAAAAGGUGUUACCAAAACGCUAUUGGACCCAAGACGAAAGUUUUAGUGUCAAACAGUCCCAUCACAUUAGUUUGGGGCAGCACCGAGUAUUGAACCAAAAAAAACAUACAUACUCCUCCUUAAACAAAGGAGGAAAACAGAUUACCGACCUGCAACACAACAUUAGGAGUUCUGACAAUACUGAACGGGACAAAGGUAACUUUCCGAAUAUGGAAAUUUCCAAUGAAAGCACAACUUCUGGAGAUGCAUUGCCUGGUAUGCAACAAAGUAGUGAACAUAGACGAAAUGAUCCCUCAAACGCCGUUCAGAGUCCAUUGCCUAAGAUGGCUAGACACAAAUCAAAUAUAAAGCGUAAUCCAGUUGCUGAAUGGAUGAAACGAAAUAACAAACUUUUGGACUCCAAGACAAGUAUCAAACAGAUGGAUGAGCUCUGCAUAAAACCCAAGGAAGGUCCAUUCUUUAAACAGCAACAAAAAUUGAUUAAAGCUAAACGUUUGGAAAACAAAAAGCAUAAAUCGAAAAAGGCAAAGACGGGAACAAAAAAACAAAAUACAAUAGCAUCUGAUAUAAUUGACCUUGUCUCUUCUGAUGACACAGACAGUAGCGAUGUUGUCGUAAUUCCUGUGCCACCUCCUCCGACAUUUACAGUGGACGAUAGUGAUGACGAGGGCUGUGACAAAGAUGGAAAGAAGAAAAAAACUGACUCACCAGUAUUGCAACCAGAGGAGAACGCUUUGGAUUCGGCAGAUGUGGAAAUGACAACGUCUUCAAGUUUCAUAAAGCCCCUACAAACAACACAACAAGGUCUUACGGCAUGCGAAGUCGGUGAAAAGCGUCUUGACAACUCAUCUCGUUGCACUUCGCCUUGCUCGAUUCAAUCUUCAGAUGAUUUUAUUGGUCAAAAUGAUAAAAGUCGUUUGCUUGAAACGAGUGGUAUGGCUGAUGAUGAAGAUCUCCUCUUGCUCACUUCAGAUAUGCAUAGUUUGUUAGAAAAGCCACAACAUUCUGGCGGCAAGAACAUGGGGGCAGAAGGAUGCGAACAAAAGAAACUUGAUAACAUUGUGAAUUAUUUAGUUAAAAGCGGUUCUUCAAAAAUUGCAACUCCGAGUUCCUCAGGAGCAGCAGCCAAAAAGGACUAUCGCGUUGAACAGUCUCAAUUUAGAGCACUAGAUGUUUACGAGAGCGAAUCGGACAUUACAGAUAGUGUUUAUUCUAAGGGAGCAUCGAAAUUAACUGUCAUAAGACAAAUUGACACAACUUCCGAUGAAUUGGAGGAUAUAACAUCUGUUCCAAUACGCACCAAACGGUUGCGAAAGCGUCGCGCCUCCAGCAGCAAUAAAGGAUCGGACGUAAACUAUGAAAACACACAAUUCAGUAGUGAUAGCAAGAGCGACUCUAGUUCGGGUGCUGAACGAACCGAAAUACCAUUCAUAUCACGUGGUCCAGCAGUUGAGCGAAAAAUACGUAAAGUCAGCCGAACAUUAUCGAUUAGUUCACCUGCAUCAAAUAAAUCGCCCAAGUCUGGUGCAACAAAAGGUCACAUGUCAGAUGGUGAUUUUAUAGCAAAACUCAAUACUUUGGUGCAGGGACAGGAUGAUGAAAAAAGUGCGGCAGAUAGUGAUGAUGACGAAAAUGCUCCGUCGGCACGAGAAAUCGCAGAGAAAAUCCUUGGUGAAAACGAUAUGACUGUACCAGAGAUUUCAGUUGAAGCUGCUGCAGUACCAAAAGAAGUUUGUAACGAUUUAAAUGAUGUGCUUAGUACCAUAGAUAAAAUGGAGGACAGUGAGCAGGAACAAUUUGCAAAGCGUAACGAUGAAACUAGAGCUUAUAAGUGUCGAGAAAGCCGAAACAAAAACAUCAUUUACAAAUCUGUGCCGAAUGAAAACAACGCUCAAGUUGUCACUUAUGUCGCCGAUAAAUCCCAAUUGCCUUCCCCCAAUAAGCCCGCACGGCAAAGAGCAAAGAAUGGCUCGCCCAUUUAUAACAUUGUUUUUGCCAGAGGGCCAUUUUCAAAUGGAGGUAUAGGAUGGAGCAGUGAAAUGCGGAAAUUUUACGAAGCCUCAUGGAAAGGUGACGAUUUUGAAUUGGCGGAAGUUUUGCAAAACAUGAAUCCUGAUAAAAAUCUUUGGCGGAUAUGUACGGAAGACCGAUUUACAAAAUCAGUUAAACGCUUUAAUAAUCUAAAGUGUACCAAUUGCUGUGAAUUUGGUCACGCUAGGUCGCAUUGCAAACGACCUAGGAAGCCUCUCAUUUGCUAUAUGUGCGGCCAGAGUGGGCAUCAGGAGCCUCGUUGUCCAAAUACAAUCUGCCUGAGGUGCGGCAAUAAAACCCAAGUUUUUCUAAAGGGCUGUAAUGCCUGCUCAUUCCAAAAUCGACUUAUAUGUCCCAUAUGCAAAAUUAGAGGCCAUUCGAUAGACUUCUGCCCCGACAAAUGGAGACGAUACUAUGCAACGACUGAACCAAAUGCAUAUCCCAGAAAUAGCAUUGUUUAUAAUACAAAAAAAUAUUGUAGCAUUUGUGGUCAUCGUGGCCAUUUGUCUGAUGUUUGUCGAAAUGCUAUGCAUCUGGAAUAUCCCCCGAUAGCAACUACAAUUAAAUCUCACCAAAAAUCAUACAAUGACAUUGUAACAAAGACUAUUUUUGGUGGCAUUGGGUUCAAUUUAAUGUAUGAACCAACUGUGGAAUAUUGCUUUGAUAUGGCAGGACUCACAUCACCUGAGAAGUAUUACGGACGUUUCUUAGAAGCUAUAGGCAUGGGUUACCUAUUGAAACGGAAACGUCCCUUGGGGAUAGACGCCUCGGGAGUUUCAGCGAAGAAACCCAAGCAGUCGCAUAAGAGUACGAAAUUUGUAAACAACAUAUGCGAAGCCCCUAACCAGGUUCAGGAAAUAAGUGCGAGUGGCAGUGUCUACCAAGAAUGCCCCAAAGUGACUACAAGUGCUGACGAUGAUGAUGGAACUUCUGUUGGCGAAGUUGAAAGCACCGUACAUGACGAAGAUGACAUUCAGUUGAAUGUUGUAACUCCGACUACAUCUGCCCGUGCAAAAUUUUCCAAUUUUAAACCUCCAAAUAACGUUACAUCUUCAAAUAAUCCACCGCAACUACUGGACUCCGAUUCGAAUUACAGUUUUUCUGAGCACUUCGAUCUGCCUUCAACAUCGGCGAACGUCCUUAAAGUAAUGGAACACUCUGUCGCAGCAGAGAACAUAGCUGAAAAAGAAUCCGAUAUUCGAUUGCCAGUUGCGCACAAGGAAAGAGGUAAUCAUUUUCCAUUUCAAAUGGAAGUAAUGCCCGAUUUUAUACCUCUGGCAGACUCUACUUUCGAAUGUGACAAUGAAAAACAUGGCCGACCGAAAAAGCCGCAAGGUAUUUCAAACAGAUUUGUCGUUGCCGAAUCAGAAGAUGAGGAAAACAGCAACAAAUGUGUUAGCAAAAAGGAAAAGGUAGAUGAAGCGGGUUGUCCAUGCGAAGCCAAAAUCUAUUUGAACAAUUUCCACAGUAAAUAUUUACUGUCUGUGGAGGGACGUAAUUUUUUGGCCAAAUGUUCUAGAGGAUGUGACUUGAAAGCUCGAUUGGAUUUCACUUCCGUUGGAUACGUAUUGGUUAUCUUUGGAUUACCCAAUGACCAGGACAAGUUUCAGCGUGAACUCCUAAUGAAAUACCGGGAAAUAGCAGAUCAAGAUGCGCAAAAACAUGUAACAACGCCAAAUAUACCAAAACGUAUCGAUGUUCUUAUUCGUUUUCUGCGAGACGAUAUAAAUCAGUUAUCGUCGAACUUGGGAAAUGCAAACCAUCUGUUCAAACGCUUGCAAUAUGUCGAACGGCAGCAGUCUAAAUCGGGCAGUAAACUUGCGGAUAAAAUCAGACGCUCUUUGAAUAUGAUACUUGUCGGCCAGGCUGGCCUAAAGGACGGCAACAUUCAUUUAGAUAAGCUUUUAACGAGUCUAAAAACUCUAAUCAACGACUACAGCUCGGAAGAGUCGACACCUUUGCCAUUGCGCACAGAGAUCUCAAUGCAUUGGAAAUACAUAUUUUCUUCAUACCGGUACGACAAUUACCAAGAGCUUGUAAAGACCUACAAUAAUCUUGUAUUGAAAAAUCGAAUAACAAAUCUUGUGAUAGAUCCCCUAAUACUGGGCAAUAAAAUUUUGGACACAAGCUUAACAGACGAGCAGAGAGAAAAACUAGAACAAUCAAAUCCACGCACUGAUAUGUCAAGUACUAGUGGUGGGGAAUAUUCCAUGCAGCGACAAACGGAAUCUACUCCCAUUACACCGAAAAAUUCAAAACAUCUGAAGCGAAAGCUUAACCAAACGCCUGGGAGCUCUCCAACUUUCCAAUCGCCAGCCAAAACUCCCGUCUCCCAGAACAUACGCUCGGACGUUAUGUGCACGCCUGUUAAGGCAAAGUCCACUGCUACAAAUGCUACUCCUGCAAGCGUUUCUAAGAGACAACAAAACAAAAUAAUGCCUCCGCCACCAUUGGCAAAUCCGGCUUUGGACAUAUCAAAACAACAACAAGUUUCUGAAAAAUGCAAAAAUACAUGCGCUUCAUUACUAAAAGAGAUAAGUGCAAAGACCUCGUCACGAAAAGGCAGCCACACUCUCGAUUCAAAGUUGCCUUCAACAUUUUGGUCACGCGAAUCCAUGCGCUAUUUGGAUGACUGCAUUCCUAUCGUCUCCUCUCGACCAGAGCUAAUGGAAAAAGUAAGACGUGUAUACCAAAAAUCAAAAAGUGGACAACUCUCAUAUAACGACUACCUCGCUGUAAUAAAACUCCAUACAGCACUGACAGGAAAAUAACAAUAAAAUUUAUCGUUUAUCAUUUUAUUAUUAAAUACAUACAUACAUAAAUAACAUUUGUAUGAAGAUACGCUUUUAGUUCA